CCGGAAAUGACUCAAAAGUGAAAGUGAAAGCGGAUAAUUUUUGUGUCGAGAAAAACGCGAUGCUCUUUGGAACAGAAUCGCAGAUGAAGCUAUGUUCAUGCUAAAAGACAUUUGACUUUCUGAAAUAAUGUCAGGGGAGUGUGAGGAAAACCGAGCCUCUAAAAUGAAUCAUCAAGAGGAGCAGGGCAAGUUUAAAAGUGAAACUGGGAAAAGGCCAGAUUCUCCUGUAUCGAGCUGUUUGUCCUUUAAGAGUGACCAGUCAAUGCCACUCUCUAUCCACUUUAAUGAAAAUACAGCAUCUCAAGAAAGUGAAACUGGGAAAAGGCCAAAUUCUCCUGUUUCCAGCUGUGUGUCCUUUAAGAGUGACCAGUCAAAGCCACUCUCUAUCCACUUUAAUGAUAAAACAGCCUCUCAAGAAAGUGGAACUGGGAAAAGGCCAAAUUCUCCUGUAUCCAGCUGUGUGUCCUUUAAGAGUGACCAGUCCAAGCCACUCUCUAUCCACUUUAAAGAAGGAACAGCCUCUCAGGAAAGUGCUGUAAUAAUGCCGAAUCGGAUUACCUGGAGAGGAGUUGCAGGAAUACUCAACAACAAAUCUAAAUACAAAAGAACCCCAAAGCAGAAGUCAGAAAUCAGCUGCAGAAAUUCAGUGAAGUCCAUAUUCCAGGAGCUGGAGCACAAAGUCAUCACUCUGUUGAAGAAGGAGCUGAACAGGUUCAAGGAGCUACUGAGUGCUGAUUUCCCAGCAUGCUCUGAGGAGGAGGAGGAGCAGGAUCUGCACUGUUUCAGAGAGGGUGUGCUGAAGAUCACACUGCACAUCCUGAAGAACAUGAAGCAGAAAGAUCUCGCUCACACACUGCAGAUCAAGCUGGCCUCUGUGUAUCAGCGAAAGCUCAAAUCCAGACUUCUAGAUAAAUGUAAAAGAAUUAAUGAAGGAAUCUCACAGCAUGGGACAUCAGCACUUCUGAAUCAGAUCUACACAGAACUCUACGUCACAGAGGGUGGGAGUGGAGACGUCAAUAAAGAACAUGAGGUGAGACAGAUUGAGACAGCGUCCAGGAGACCAGCAGCAGAGGAGACACCCAUCAAAUGUAAUGAUCUCUUUAAAGACAAGUCCAUCAGAAGUGUACUGACUAAAGGAGUAGCUGGAAUUGGAAAAACAGUCUCUGUGCAGAAGAUCAUUCUGGACUGGGCUGAAGGGAAAGAGAAUCAGGACGUCACCUUCAUGUUUCCACUUCCCUUUAGAGAGCUGAAUUUGGUGAAGCUGGGGACCUUCAGUCUGAUGAGCCUUCUUCAUCAGUUUUUCCCUGACAUUAAGGACUUGGAAGUAAUAGACAGUGACACCUACAAAGUCCUGUUCAUCUUUGAUGGUCUGGAUGAGUGUCGACUUCCUCUAAAUUUCCAGAAGAAUGAGAUGUUGAGUGAUGUGACAGAGUCAGUCUCAGUGGAUGUGCUGCUGACAAACCUCAUCAAGGGGAAUCUGCUUCCCUCUGCUUACCUCUGGAUAACCACUCGACCAGCAGCAGCCAAUCAGAUCCCUCCUGAGUGUGUAGCCCAGGUAACAGAGGUAAGAGGGUUCAGUGAUCCUCAGAAAGAGGAGUACUUCAGGAAGAGGAUCAGUGAUCAGAGCCUGUCCAAUAAAAUCAUCUCACACAUGAAGUCUUCCAGAAGCCUCUACAUCAUGUGUCACAUCCCAGUCUUCUGCUGGAUCUCAGCCACUGUUCUAGAGAGAAUGUUGGGUGAAGCAGAGAUUGGAGAGAUCCCCAAGACUCUGACUCAAAUGUUCACAUACUUCCUGAUCUUUUAGAUCAAACACAAGGACCAGAAGUACCAUCAGAAAUGUGACCUUGAUCUUCCCCAGACCAGAGCGAGUAUCCUGGCACUGGGAAAACUGGCUUUCCAACAGCUGGAGAAAGGAAACCUGAUGUUCUACGAGGAAGACCUGAGAGAGUGUGGCAUUGAUGUCAGAGAAGUGACAGUGUACUCAGGAGUGUGUACCCAAAUCUUCAGAGCAGAGUCUGGACUCCACCUGGGGAAGAUGUUCAGCUUUGUGCAUCUGAGUGUUCAGGAGUUUUUGGCUGCAUUAUAUGCAUUUCUCUGCUUCCUUGACAAAAACCCAACAAAAGAACAAACCACUGAUCUUUCUGGUCUUCUCAACAUAUCAGAAAUGUCUGACUUCCUCAAGAGUGCAGUGGAUCAGGCCUUACAGAGUGACAACGGACACUUGGAUCUUUUCCUCCGCUUCCUUCUGGGCCUCUCAGUGGAGUCUAAUCAGGAGCUCAUUCGAGGUCUGCUGACACACAAACGAAACAGCUCUGACUGUCAGAAGGACAUAGUUGAGUACAUCAAGUUCAAGUUUGAACACAAUCCAUCUCCAGAGAGAUCCAUCAAUCUGUUCUACUGUCUGAACGAGUUAAAUGAUUCACUAGUGAAAGAGAUCCAAAGCUACAUGAGCUCAGGACGUCUCUCUGAAGCUGAACUCUCACCUGCUCAGUGGUAUGCUCUGGUCUUUGUGUUGCUGACAUCAGAGGAGGAUCUGGAAGUGUUUGAGCUACAGAAGUUCAUAAAGUCAGAUGAAUGCUUUAAGAGACUGCUACCAGUCGUCCGGGAAGCCACAAGAGUUCUGCUCAGCGAGUGUAACCUGACAGAGAGGAGCUGCUCGGCUUUACACACAGUUCUCAGCUCAGAAUCCUCCAAGCUGACUGAGGUGGAUCUGAGCAGUAAUCCUCUGGAGGACUCAGGAGUGAAGCUGCUUUGUGCUGGACUGAAGAGUCCAAACUGUAACCUGGAGAAACUGAGACUUUCAGACUGCAGUAUAACAGAGGAAGGAUACGCUGCUCUGGCUGAAGCUCUGAAAUCAUCACACCUGAUAGAGCUGGAUCUCAGUGGGAACGACCCUGGAGCAUCAGGAGUGAAGCUGCUCACUGAUGUACUACAGGAUCCACACUGUACACUGGAGACACUGAGGUGAACAAUAUAUACUUCACUUUUAUGAGUGGAAAUAAUUACUUCAAUAGAAAAUCCAUUUCAAUGCACUACAAUAACUACCAGCAAAUAGAACUGACUGUUUUAAUAAGGGCUUGUGUAAAGUGUCCGUAGUGUA
Ictalurus punctatus (channel catfish) is the source of this 3100-nucleotide messenger RNA. RefSeq names its product NACHT, LRR and PYD domains-containing protein 12. The record is from RefSeq and is a predicted model, not a curated record. Lineage: Eukaryota; Metazoa; Chordata; Actinopteri; Siluriformes; Ictaluridae. The transcript has 11 exons. Gene Ontology annotation, molecular function: protein binding.